AUGGAGGGUUCCGGUAUCUUUAUCUGGUGUAAUGCAAGUGGUGUGUCACGAACAGAGUUUGAGUGGUCGCUCUUCCCCUCUCACUCACCCUCAUGGAAGCUGCAGAUAAUCAGUUCCUCUGAUCCUCACUUCACCUACGCACUAUACAGCGAGCGAGUUCAACAGCGACGGGAAAUCUACCUGGAGAGAGGGGGAGAAAACACAGCCCGGCUUCAUAUCACCCACCUGAGGGCACGGGACUCUGGCGAUUAUGAGUGCCAUACUCCAAACACCGCUCAGACUUUUUAUGGGAGUUACAGUGCAAACGUUUACCUGAAGGGUAAGAAAUCCAGCAAUAAAACUCACAAAAACCAACUGGAGUAUGGCGCUAAUAACUCCUCCCACUGCGCCAUAUAACACUCUAUGUAACUCCUCCCACUGCGCCACAUAAGACUCUCUAUAACUCCUCCCACUGCACCAUAUAACACUCUAUGUAACUCCUCCCACUGCGCCACAUAAGACUCUCUAUAACACCUCCCACUGCACCAUAUAAAAUUCUGUAUAACUCCUCUCACUGCACUAUUUAAAACUCUUUGUAACUCUUCCCACUAUUCCAUAUAACACUCUAUAUUACUCCCUAUAACCCCUCCUAUUACUCCAUAUAACCUCUCCCUAUAACUCCUUCUAUUACUCCAUAUAACCUCUCCCUAUAACUCCUCCUAUUACUCCAUAUAACCCUCCAUAUAACCCCUCCUAUUACUCCAUAUAACCUCUCCCUAUAACCCUCCUAUUGCUCCUACCUCCCCUAUAACUCCUAUUACUCCAUCCUCCUAUAACCCCUCCUAUUCUCCAUAUAACCCUCCUAUAACCCCCUCCUAUUACUCCCAUAUAACCCGCUCCUCCUGUACUCCCUAUAACUCCUCCUAUUACUCCAUAUAACCUCUCCCUAUAAUUCCUCCUAUUACUCCAUAUAGCCCUCCUAUAACUCCCUCCUAUUACUCCCUAUAGCCCUCCCUAUAACCCCUCCCUGUUACUCCAUAUAGCCCUCCUAUAAUAACCCCUCCUAUUACUCCAUAUAGCCCUCCCUAUAACUCCUCCUAUUACUCCAUGUAACCCUCCCUAUAACUCCUCCUAUUACUCCAUAUAACCCUCCCUAUAACUCCUCCUAUUACUCCAUAUAACCCUCCCUAUAACACCCCCUAUUACUCCAUAUAACCUCUCUAUAAUUCCUCCUAUUACUCCCUAUAACCCUCCCUAUAACUCCUCCUAUUGCUCCAUAUAACCCUCCCUAUAACUCCUCCUAUUACUCCCUAUAACGCCUCCUAUUACUCCAUAUAACCCUCCCUAUAACUCCUCCUAUUACUCCAUAUAACCCUCCCUAUAACUCCUCCUAUUACUCCAUAUAACGCUCCCUAUAACUCCUCCUAUUACUCCAUAUAACCCUCCCUAUAACCCCUCCUAUUACUCCAUAUAACCCUCCCUAUAACCCCUCCUGUUACUCCAUAUAACCCUUGCUAUAACUCUUAUUACUCCAUAUAACCCUCCCUAUAACUCCUCCUAUUACUCCAUAUAACCCUCCCUAUAACUCCUCCUAUUACUCCAUAUAGCCCUCCCUAUAACCCCUCCUAUUACUCCAUAUAACCCUCCCUAUAACUCCUCCUAUUACUCCAUAUAACCCUCCCUAUAACUCCUCCUAUUACUCUUUGUAUAGCCCUCCCUAUAGCUCCUCCCUGUUACUCCAUAUAAGCCUCCUAUAGCCCCUCCCUGUUACUCCGUGCCAGCCCCUCCCUAUAGCUCCUCCCUGUUACUCCUAUAGCCUCCUAUAGCUCCUCCUAUUGCUCCAUAUAGCCCUCCCUAUAGCUCCUCCUAUUACUCCAUAUAGCCCUCCCAUAAACCCCUCUGUUACUCCAUAUAGCCCUCCCUAUAGCUCCUCCUGUUACUCCAUAUAGCCCUCCCUGUUACUCCAUAUAGCCCUCCCUGCUCCCCUAUUACUCCAUAUAGCCACUCCUAUAGCCCCCCUCCUAUUACUCCAUAUAACCCUCCCUAUAAACCCUCCUAUUACUCCAUAUAAUCCUCACUAUAACUCCUCCCAUUACUCCAUAUAACCCUCCCUAUAACUCCUCCUAUUACUCCAUAUAACCCUCCCUAUAAACCCUCCUAUUACUCCAUAUAAACCCUCCUGUUACUCCAUAUAACCUCUCCCUAUAACUCCUAUAACUCCUCCUCUUAUAUAUAUAUAACUCCAUAUAACCCUCCCUAUAACUCCUCCCACUACUCCAUAUAACACUCUCUAUUGCUCCUCCUAUAACACUCUCUAUUGCUCCUCCUAUAACUCCUCCUAUUACUCCAUAUAACUCCUCCUAUUACUCCAUAUAACCCUCCGUAUAACCCCUCCUAUUACUCUAUAUAACCCUCCCUAUAACCCCUCCUAUUACUCCAUAUAACCCUCCCUAUAACUCCUCCUAUUACUCCAUAUAACCCUCCUAUUACUCUAUAUAACCCUCCCUAUAACUCCCCCUAUUACUCCAUAUAACCCUCCUAUUACUCUAUAUAACCCUCCCUAUAACUCCUCCUAUUACUCCAUAUAACCCUCCCUAUAACCCCCUCCUAUUACUCCAUAUAACCCUCCCUAUAAACCCUCCUAUUACUCCAUAUAAUCCUCACUAUAACUCCUCCCAUUACUCCAUAUAACCCUCCCUAUAACUCCUCCUAUUACUCCAUAUAACCCUCCCUAUAACCCCUCCUAUUACUCCAUAUAACCUCUCUAUAACUCCUCCUAUUACUCCAUAUAACCUCCCUAUAACUCCUCCUAUUACUCCAUAUAACCAAUUAGAUUACAGGACUGUUAAAGGAUAACUGUCAUUAAAAAAAAAAUCAAUGUGUCAAACAUUUUAAUAUACAUGAAUUAAAAAACAAUGAAGAGUUAGUAAAAUAUAAAGAUUAGAUUCAGAUAUUGACUUUUUUAUGAUAGGUUUCCUUUAAGGGUUUUUAAAAAAAUAAAUAAAUAAAUUGUAUUAUAUUAGAAGGGAAGACCGUGAAUAUAAAAUAGGAAAACUCUAAGUUUAGAAAUAUAUCUAUGUAUUUGUUCCUUUUAACAAUCAGUCUUGCCAUGUUGUUCUUCCGAAUUGUCUCAGUCUGUAUUCGCACAAUAUCAAUAUUAUAUAAAUUAUUUCCUCCAUAAAGAAUAUGUCCAAUCACUUUCUAUUUCUCCACCUAAAAGCCUGUGUUCCUCUGCAGUAAUCCCAGACAUGCUGAGGGUACAGAGUUUGUCACCCGAUAUUCUAACUGUAGAAGAUGAUGACCCACUGAGCCUGGUCUGCGAAGUCUUCUCUGGGACCAGUCUGCACACUCACAUCUCCGUGACCUGGUACCAGAUGUAUGGAGACGAGUCUCAUCUGAUCCUCAGCCUGUCUAAACAUUCUGUGGUGUCAGCAGGACCCGGCUUUACUGUCCGCCAUAUCAAGGGUGAGGUCAGGCUCGAGAAAGUGUCUGCUGCCUGGUACCAGCUCACGCUGACCCGUUUAAAAAUCACAGAUGAAGCAGAAUAUUGGUGCCAGGUCACGGAAUGGAUCCAGGACCCAGAUAACAGCUGGUACCCACUGAUGACCAAAAGGAGCAGUGCCACCACCAUCCAGCUGAGAUCCCAAGGUAGACCAUUAGUGGAAGGUAAUGUUUUUCGUUAUUUAUGUUUUCGCGUAGAUAGUCCAUUAAAGGACACUGUUUUCACAAAACUUGGUUGA
Molecule: messenger RNA, 3719 nt
Organism: Pelobates cultripes (western spadefoot toad)
Lineage: Eukaryota; Metazoa; Chordata; Amphibia; Anura; Pelobatidae
Source: the annotation of a GenBank genome assembly